Messenger RNA from Laccaria bicolor S238N-H82, 1203 nucleotides. RefSeq lists its product as uncharacterized. The coding region runs from base 1 to 1203 and encodes 400 amino acids. NCBI's taxonomy places the organism in Eukaryota, Fungi, Basidiomycota, Agaricomycetes, Agaricales, Hydnangiaceae. Gene Ontology annotation, biological process: lipid metabolic process. The record is from RefSeq and is a predicted model, not a curated record. The transcript has 3 exons.
AUGGCUGAAGCGGAUGUUGUCGUCAAAGCGCUCUUGUACACCCACCUGCUCAUAUUCCUAGCGAUCGUCCAGCGGCCAUCUCCCUACCGUAAACUCUGUUUUUUGCCGGUCUUCUUCCUCAGUCUCUAUUUAUUUUUCUUCCAACCAAUCACAAGCGGUUUCUCAACAACGGGAAAUAGCUUUGGUUGUGCCCUCGCUACUUCCAUCCUAACUGCCUCCGAUUAUAUCCUCCUCACCGAUGUUCAGAAUGAACUCCGACUUCAGAACGACAAACAGCACAUCCCCUCCGCGCCACUUCGAACGCGCAUGGCGUGGGCGCUCAGGCUUCUGACGUCCCAGCGCGCGAUCGGCUGGACACACGAACCGACGGGGCGCAUUCGUCCAAAGCCUACAGCUUCCCGAUGGGCGUUCGUAAUUUCCAGAAUGUUUUGGGUGGCGUACUACGUCGUGCUCUUCGACCUCCUGCAAAUUAUGAUGCAAUGGAAUUUCGCGGUCAUCAAAGGGGAGGUGAACUACGGGGGGAAGUUUGGGUGGUUGCUUACCCGGAUCUCGUUCCUGCCGUGUCUUAUUGAGAUACACCUAGGUGUGAGCAUGACGUAUAGCAGCAUGGCGGCGGCGUCGGUUACGCUGGGACUGGCGGAGCCUAGGCAAUGGCCUCCAAUAUUUGGUCAUUGGAGUGAGGCUUUUACGGUUGGGCGAUACUGGGGACGGACAUGGCAUCAAGUCUUGCGGAGGCUUCUAACCGCUCACGGCAAAUUUGUCGCCAAUGAAGUUCUUCAUCUGCAAAGUGGUACAUCUUUGGCAUGGCACGUCCAACUAUAUGUUGCAUUCGCCCUCUCCGGUCUGUUACACCUGGCAGGCGAAUAUAGGGCUUUGAACAACUGGAAGACUGGUGGUGCUAUGCGCUUUUUUGUUCUCCAAGCUCUAGCAAUCACAUUUGAAGAGAUGGUCAUUAAGUUGGCUUCAAGAACUGGCUUCAAUAAAACAACGAGAGCUUCGAAAUUGAUUGGGUAUGUUUGGGUUCUGGGUUGGAUGAUCUGGACGGUUCCGUCUUGGACUGGGCCCUUGGCCAAGGCGAGGAUCGGUGGGCCAGAAGAGAAACACAGUAUGAUUUUGGCAAUCUAUCAGCAAGCUCGCAAAAACGGAACUUUUGCGAACCUUUUUAUAUCACAAUAUAAUAGAGAAUCUACACCCAUCUCUUAA